UCAGUAAACAUGGCGUCCUCUGCCUUUCCUAACCCUGCUGAAGCUGUUUGCCAUCAGUACGUGUGACCUCUGAACCUGCGUGCGUGUGUGCGUGCGUCUGUCUGUCUGUGUGUGCGCCAGCCUUCCGCCAUAUUCACUGUGUUGUCUUGCCUUGUGGAAGAAUAGGAGUAUUCGCGACUGCCCACAAAAACCGAAACUGUGUUUUUACACAACUUGGAAACCAGCCGACGGGCAUAACACGGAUUAAAGCGAUGGCGAGGAAGAAAAGCAAGCAGCAGGGCGUCGGGGCCAAGGAUAUAGUGUCGGGACAACAGCAGCAGAGCCUGUCAAAGAAGCACGGCGAUGCGGGAGCAGCAGCGGCAGGCGGCGGAGGAGGAGAUGCUGGAGCGAGCAGGACCAAUCAGUCCAUGCACACCUGCUGCUUGCUCUGCCAUCGCGAGUUUAAAGACUGGGGGGCGGGCCAGGUGAACGGGCUCCCCAGUCAUGGGUCCAAACUGGCGGAGGCUGUACCCGCUCUGUCCCAGGCUCUGCUGAGAGAGGUUCCGGGCCGUAAACUGGCUGACGCCGUGCCUUCACUCUCCCAGUCACUGUUGGGUGAGGUGCCGCUUUGGAUCUGUCAGAGCUGCAGGAAGAGCGUGGAAGAGGAGGAGAGGAGAACGGUUCAGGAGCAAACCACGCAGGUACCGCUGUCCCACUCCUCCUCAUGUAAGUCUCAGAGCUGUGGGAAUGGUUAUCCAGAGCAUAGUUCAGUGGAUUGGGACCCCAGCUCCUUCCUCUCCGCACGCAAACUCUCUGGUUUGUGGAACUCUGCUCAUUCUAAUGGAGGAUCUCACUGCAACCACAGCACGCCUACACUUUCACAGGGUGGAACUUUGGGACCAGCUUGCCAUGAGAAGAGAUCUACUCACGACGCUCCCGGGAAGGCUGCCAAAACAUCCGCGAUCAAAGUUUGUCCCUACAGUCAUCCUGCAUCCCAGAAUUCCAGUGCAGGAUCUAAUGGGACACUGUCCACCUCCACUGAUCUAUGUAAGACCAACCCCAAGCACUUCAAGACAAUGUGUCGACGACCAACUCCUCCAGGUGAAGCUUUCCACACAAGCGACCACCACCAAGCUGCAGACUUGUCAGUGCCGCCCAACAGUCCCACGGGUCUUUCCUCCCAGCAUUCCUCGCUGCUGCCUCCCAAGCAAAACUCCAAUCAGCAUGUUCACAUCAACUCCGCAAGUUCUGGGCUGGCUUCACACGCUCCUUUCUCCCCGCUGGUACCAAACAUUCAUGCACCCGCAGCCAAGCACUCGAGUGGGGUGGACAGUCCGGUGGCCCUCCACAAGCCCAGCGCCUGCAAGAACUCCCACAUUCCUGCUGUAAACGCACAACACAGUAAACUCGGCAACUCGCUUAUAGGCUGCAGUCACCCCUGCAAUGGACACAGUAAUGGCAGCUCUGUAGCCUCCCCCAAUGCUGGACAUCUAGCGUCUGGAGCAUGCAGGGACCAGACGUGUAAAGGGCACAAGUUGCCCAAUGGGUCAUUGUGUCACGUCCCACCCUGUGAGCUUGAAGAAGGUGAGGAUGAGGACAGCAGCUCAGAGCGUAGUUCCUGUGCAUCCUCCUCCAACAAUCAAAAGGACGGGAAGUACUGUGACUGUUGCUACUGCGAGUUCUUCGGCCAUAACGCUCCUCCAGCCGCCCCCACCAGUCGGAACUAUGCUGAGAUCAGGGAGAAGCUUCGGUCCAGACUGACCCGGCGUAAAGAGGAGCUUCCUCAGAGGCAGGAUCUAGACCCAGCAGCACCGAGUACCAUAGACCAUCGAGAUGUGGAUGAACUCCUGGACUUCAUCAACAGCACAGAGCCCAAGCCCGUCAACAGUGCCAAGGCUGCCAAACGUGCCCGUCACAAACAGAAGAAAAAGGAGAAGGAGAGGGCUCUUCAGGGUAGCACUGAGGCCACCUGCAGUGAACCACGCUCUGCAUCUCCUCCAGAUCCCGUAGAUGAUUCCAUGCCAGACGGGGAAGCAAACAGACUAUUGGAGUGGCCUCAGUUGGAGCUGGAGAGAGUCAACAGCUUCCUGACCAGCCGCCUGGAGGAAAUCAAAAACACCAUCAAAGACUCCAUCCGUGCCUCCUUCAGCAUGUACGACCUCAACCUGGAUGUCAAUGACUUCCCAAAGAAGGCUGCCACACUGGAAGCAAGCCACCUGCUAUCUCACCUCAACGGAUCUUCUGAUCUGCAGCAGAUAGACUUGGAACUGGCACCACUUUCACUGAAGAACUUUAAAAGAGAUCUGGAUAUAGUCAAUGGUUGGGAGGAUACAACCACUGCUGCUAAAGACAUUCAGAGGCUCCACUCCACACCCAGUUUGUCCAAGCUUAUCCGAGUAAGGUCCCCAGAACGAUGCCCUGCCACGGGUUCCGAGUCCACCCAGCCUUGCUCUACUAAUGCAGCCAAGCCCAAGGAGGAAGCCUCUGAAACCAAGAACUCAUCUGGAGCUGGAUCAAAGACAAAGAAGAGUAAGAAACAACAGCAGAAUCAGCGACAACAAGACCAGUUGACUCAGGAGCACGUGGCCAGUACAAAAACUGCUAAAACAGAGCAUAAAGUGCAAGAAACAAGGGCAGCUGAUUCUGAUAAAAACACCAAAGGUGGAUCCAAACAGAACCACCAGAUUCAGCAGCAGGCAGACUCACAGAAAACAGGGGGUAAGCGGGCAGAAGAGGGUAAAGCGUGCAAGCAGUCAUCCAAUGGAGCCUCGAAUGGUCACCAUAACACAGGGUCCAACUCACAGAGGGGGAAGAACGACCUCUCGGACACACGGGCAAACAGGUCAGAGCAUGAGGUAGACAGUAAAACCACCUCCAACAGUCCCAAUGCACAGCAGCAAGCACAGCAACCGAAGGGGAAAACUAAAAACAAGAACAAAAACAAGAUGGAUAAGUCAAAUAAUGCAAUUGAUGAUGUGUUCCUUCCCAAAGACCUUGACCCAACGGAAAUGGAUGAGAUCGAUCGUGAAGUUGAAUAUUUUAAAAGGUUUUGCCUUGACUCUGCUAAACAGACCCGACAGAAGGUGGCCGUGAACUGGUCCAACUUCAGCCUCAAAAAGAUGCCCUCAAAUGCAGCUCAGUAACAGAUGGGUGAUGGUAAACAGACGCCCUGCUCCCAGCAAGACUGUACUAUAAACCAGUUUGGCCUUUGGUUACUGUACUUAACACUCAAAGGUUCUUCACUCUCCCAGCCUUUCUGCCUCUAAGCCACGGGACCUUGAUUUUGACCACCGAUCAUCCAACACUUUUUUUAUUUUGCCUGUUAUUAGUGAGGGAUUAUCCAGCAUCCUGACCUCAGUCCUAAAACCUGCAUCUCGUUAUUGCAUAACUCGCUAAAACACAUUUGGGUACUGAUCCAAUGCAUCUAUAUGCUUUACAUGUAGUAUGUACACAGUUAUUUUACAAUAAAACACAACAGUGACGAUAUUUGACCUAUGAACCCUUUUAUAAACUGUUCAUGUGUUUUAAAAGGUACUUCUCUGGUUUUAAAAUUCACCAUCAUGCAUUUUUGUAGACACCACUCACCCUGCGAAUAUACUGUAGUCUUAGAAUAGAAGCGAAAUUGUUUUUUUUUUUUUUUUAAACAAAUGUAUCAUGUCUGAUUUUCAUAAUGGAGGUAAAAGUCAGCAAAGGCUUGUGUUCACUAAUGUAUUUUAGAUUGUAGAACUGUGUCAGCUGUCCAUGUGAACUACACCGAUCUGGAUAUAUUAUUAUACUACACCCAUUACAUCUCACAGUCGAAAUUGUAAGGCCAAGUGCUGUGCUUUAGUUGCAGCAAUGCACAAAAAGUGAACUGUGCAUAUGGACUGUAUUGUCUAUUAACAUGAACAAGAUCAAUUGACUUAUGCUUACAAUGUAUGACUUGUGAAAAGAAAAUUUUAUUACUUUGGACAUUUAAAAAAAAAAGAAGAAAAAAAAGAAUCAACACUAAAUGAACAGUUUUUUUCUAAAGACCUGUUAACAUUGACUGUGUCACUUUUUAUAAAAGGUGCAUAUGAGCUGCAUUUCCCUUGCAUGAUGCGUAAAACUGACAAGUAUAGGCUACUACAAAACUUUCCCAUGCCCCUCUACUCUGUUUGAAAUGCUCUUCCAACCUGAUUGUUGGCACGAUUCCCUGAUGGAAAUCUUAUGUUGGUAUUCCUGCUGAUCCUCCCAAUUGGUGGUUUUGAUAUAGUUCUGUGCCGUGACUACAUCCUUGAUGCUGUUGUUGUAAGUUUGGGCAGUAAAUCAUCGCUCUAGUUUCACUGCAUGAUGGUAUCAGACCCGUUUUUAUACUUGCAGCAGUUCUGCUUGUAUAGUUUGAGUCCACUGGUGCGUAACAAGUUCAGACCUGUCUUUAUUUUUGCCUCUUUUUUUUUUAUUUAUUUUUUAUAUGUAUGUUACAUUGACUAAUCAAGGAGAUUUUAUAAUGAUUUAAGGGGCUUUAGGAUUCUCUUAAAUGGUACAGCACUCAUA
This is a messenger RNA of Myxocyprinus asiaticus (Chinese sucker), 4494 nucleotides long. RefSeq names its product protein FAM193B-like. Bases 252 to 3122 code for a protein of 956 amino acids. Gene Ontology annotation, cellular component: nucleus; cytoplasm. The record is from RefSeq and is a predicted model, not a curated record. The transcript has 10 exons. Lineage: Eukaryota; Metazoa; Chordata; Actinopteri; Cypriniformes; Catostomidae.